Messenger RNA from Rhodotorula graminis WP1, 1296 nucleotides. RefSeq lists its product as uncharacterized. Lineage: Eukaryota; Fungi; Basidiomycota; Microbotryomycetes; Sporidiobolales; Sporidiobolaceae. The record is from RefSeq and is a predicted model, not a curated record. The transcript has 3 exons. The coding region runs from base 1 to 1296 and encodes 431 amino acids.
AUGAACCCUGUCGCGGUCGUCAAGCUCUUCAUCGCCCGCGCCCACGACAUCACGGGUCCUCCCAUCUUCCCGCAGGAGAUCUUCAACCUCAUCCUCGAGCACCUCGAGAACAUUGUCCACCCGUUGAGCCGCGAUGCACCUCUCGAGGCCGAGGCAGACCAGCGCAUGCUCGGCGACCGCAUGAAGCGCGUCAGCCCGGCGUGGUUGACCGGCGGCCGCCGGAUCGCCUGGUCGCGGGUGACCUGCUUCUGGGACGUCGAGGACAAGCUCGUCAAGUUCCUCUUCGAGCAGCCUGCCCUCGCCCGCGAGAUCCGCGAGCUAUUGUUCCAGCCAGGCGAGCACUGCCCCACAAGGACGGCUCCGGGCGACCACCGCCGUCAAACCGUCGACGUCGUCGAGCUCAUCAAGACGUGCUCGGGCCGCCUCGACAAGCUCUUCUUCGUCUGUCCUGUCGGCGACCAUGAUCUGUGGGCGCAGGUCACGUCGUCGGUCAUGGCGGCUACGCUCUCAGAGCUCAGCCUCCUCGUCGACUACAGCAACGACGCGCUCCUGUUUGAGCUCCGGCAAGGUCUCGCCCACUUCGUCCGGCUCAAGAUCCUCGGCGUCAUCAUCGAGACCGACCGCGGGUUGUCUGCACGCCGCAGUGUCGCUCAGCCGGCGCCGAUCGCGAUUCGCCUUCGCAUCACGCGCUUCACCUUCGAGCACGUCGUCAAGCGCGCGACAAGCUCGAGCGUCCUUGCCAGCAGCUUCUUCGCGCAGCUCCUCGAACCCGAGCGGCUGCACAGCCUCGCGCUGAAGGUGUCCCUGCAAGAGGCGGAGCAGCUCAACUGGAUCGGCGCGUUCCGCCGUCUGCGGUUCAUCUCCCUCUCCUGCGCCCCGUGGUCGCCCAACUUCCGCCCCGUCACGGCCCACAUCGCGCUCUUUGCCGAGGCCAUCGCGUCUCUCCCUGAGCUCGGGACGGUCCGCAUCAAUCCCGCGCCCGCGCGCGACUUGAGCAGCGACAGCCCGCCCGUCCCGUCGCCCGUCCCGCUCAGCCACCUCCUCGCCCAAAUGCCGCCGCGCAUCAAGACCUACCGCAUCGGCGGUGGCGUCUUCUUCACGGACAACGUCGGCCUGCCCGGGAUACCUCGCCAUCAGUGGCCACCCCCCGACGUCUGCCUCAAGCUGUCCCUGAAGGUCCGGCGCGACUGGACGGCUCGCCUCGUCCGCAUGUACCGCCGCACAGGGCCCGACCACGUCCAGACCUGGUCCAUCCUCCCCGAGAACGUCGUCGGGCCGCUUGACGACAUCGAGUGA